Molecule: messenger RNA, 1167 nt
Organism: Nestor notabilis (Kea)
Lineage: Eukaryota; Metazoa; Chordata; Aves; Psittaciformes; Psittacidae
Product: ovalbumin-related protein X-like
Exons: 7
Coding region: 1-1167 (388 amino acids)
Biological process (GO): negative regulation of endopeptidase activity
Molecular function (GO): serine-type endopeptidase inhibitor activity
Source: RefSeq, a predicted model, not a curated record
AUGGGCUCCAUCAGUGCAGCAAAUGCAGAAUUUGCUUUUGAUGUAUUCAAAGAACUGAAAGUCCACCAUGCCAAUGACAACAUCUUCUACUCCCCCCUGAGCAUAAUUGCAGCCCUGGCCAUGGUUUACCUGGGAGCAAGAGGUAACACUGAGUAUCAGAUGGAGAAGGUUCUUCACUUUGACAAAAUUGCAGGACUUGGAGGAGCUAUUCAGACCAAGUGUGGCAAGUCUGUGAAUAUCCACAUACUGUUUAAAGAACUUCUUUCUGAUAUCACUGCACCAAAAGCCAAUUAUUCACUCCACGUUGCCAAUAGACUGUAUGCUGAAAAGACAUUUUCAAUCCUACCGAUUUACUUAAAAUGUGUGAAGAAACUGUACAGAGCAGGUCUGGAAAUGGUCAACUUCAAAACAGCAUCAGAUCAAGCCAGACAGCUCAUUAAUUCCUGGGUGGAAAAUCAGACAAACGGACAGAUCCAAGAUUUUCUUGAGCCACGCUCUGUUGGUCCAAAUACUCUGUUGGUCCUUGUGAAUGCCAUUUACUUCAAAGGGAUAUGGAAGACGGCGUUUAAAGAAGAAGACACUCGGGAAUUUCCCUUCAGCAUGACAAAGCAAGAAAGCAGACCUGUGCAAAUGAUGUGUCAGAACAGUACCUUCAAAGUGGGAGCGGUGCCUUCAGAGAAAAUUAAGAUCCUGGAGCUGCCCUAUGCCAGCGGAACGCUGAGCAUGUGGGUGCUGUUGCCUGAUGAAGUCUCUGGUCUGGAGCAGCUUGAGAAAAAAAUCAGCUUUGAAAAACUUACAGAGUGGACCAGCCCCAGCGUGAUGGAAAAGAAGAGGGUGAAAGUGUACCUCCCGCGCAUGAAGAUGGAGGAAAAAUACAACCUCACAGCUGUCUUAAAGGCCUUGGGUAUGACCGACCUGUUCAGCUCUUCAGCCGACCUGUCUGGCAUCUCUUCGGCAGAGAGCCUGAAGAUAUCUGAGGCCAUCCAUAAGGCAUUCAUGGAAGUCAAUGAAGAGGGCACUGAGAUGGCUGGCUCAGCAGGUGUGAUUGGAGUUGUCAAAUAUUCCCCUGAGUCUGAAGAGUUUAGGGCUGACCACCCUUUCCUUUUCUUCAUCAAACAUAAUCCAACCAACAGCAUCCUCUUCUUUGGUAGAUAUUGUUCUCCCUAA